GCAAGCACAGGAGCUAAAGAAGAAGUAGAGAAAAGAUUUCAUUGAGAGGUCUUUCUCUACUCAGGCUGAAAAAAAUGGGAGCAUGCCACAGAGGAUGAGAGGAUGAAGAGCAGCCAGAUGUUUUAGCCCAUUUAGGCUGUUAGUUUUGUUCAUUAGAUGCUCCCGGUUCAGGCCGUCGGCGGCGUGGUUUGGGUACAUUAUUAGUAUUAUUAUUAUUAAAACAUUUUGUCCCCCCACCACCACCCCAAAAAUGAGAGCAACAUCCAAGACCCCGCACUAACGCAGGCUGAGGAGAAGCUGGACGCGUUCCCACUCCUUAAUGUUCCCAAACGGAGCGGAGCAGAGAGCGGUACUGGCUCGCGGCCGAUGCCCGGAGGAGAGCUGCUGCUGCGGCGGCGGCGGCGGACCAGAGGGAAGAAGGCACCCGAGAGUCGCUGUUCACUACCGGGGAUCUAGGCGAACCUCGCCGAGGCUGAGGGCAUGGGCUGCGCUCCCAGCAUCCACGUCUCUCAGAGCGGGGUGAUCUACUGCCGGGACUCGGACGAAUCCAACUCCCCCCACCAGACCACCACCAUCUCCCAGGGCACGGCGGCCGCCACGCUGCACGGGCUCUUCAUCAAGACGGACGCGGCCGAGACCAUCCCCUCCGUCCUCACCUACCAGAGCCGUCUCUCGCACAACAACUCGCACCGGGAGCGAAGUGAGAACAGCGGGGGGCAGGUCCGCAUCGAGGCCGAGACCCAGACCAGCCACGCCAGCGUUAAGGUUUCUGCCACAGAAGAAUGUGUGGGACCUAUGAGGCUGACUAAGGAGCCGAUUCAGGUUCUGCUGGUGUUCGCUAAAGAGGACAGCCAGAGCGAUGCCUUCUGGUGGGCCUGCGACCGCGCCGGCUUCCGGUGCAACAUCGCACGGACGCCCGAGUCUGCCGUCGAGUGUUUCCUGGACAAGCACCACGAGAUAAUCGUCAUUGACGGACGUCACUCGCGCUACUUUGAGUCCGAAGCCGUCUGCCGGAUGAUCCGCGCCACAAAGCCCUCGGAAAGCACAGUUAUACUUGCUGUCGUACCACAGAAACUCCCGGACCAAGAGGAACCGUCUGUUCUCCCUCUCCUCUGCGCUGGAUUUAGCAGAAGGUUCAUGGAGAACAGCAGCGUGUCAGCAUGCUACAACGAACUCAUCCAGAUCGAGCAUGGAGAGGUGCGCUGCCAGUUCAAACUCAGGGCUUGCAACUCUGUCUUUACGGCUUUGGAGUACUGCCAAGAGGCUGUGGAAAUCACCAGUGAGGAUCACAUCAUUCAGUAUGUGAACCCUGCCUUUGAGAGGAUGAUGGGAUACCACAGGGGGGAGUUGAUCGGAAAAGAACUGACUGAGCUUCCCAAGAGCGACAAGAACAGAGCCGAUCUACUCGAUACAAUCAACACCUGCAUCAAAAAGGGCAAAGAAUGGCAAGGCAUUUACUUUGCCAGGAAGAAGUCAGGCGACAGCAUUCAGCAGCAAGUGAAGAUACUGCCUGUCAUCGGCCAGGGAGGAAAAAUACGACAUUUCGUAGCCAUCAAGCGAGUUCAUACCGACAACAAUAAUCAGGUCCUCAAAAUGAACAAGGAAGACAGAUGCAGCGGGGACCAUUCUCAUUCAGAGUGCCAUUCACUGCGACACAGGGACAGACGGAAAGAUUCAAUCGAUGCCAGAUCGGUUGGUUCCCGUGGCAGCGACGCUCCUAGUUUACAGAACCGGAGAUAUUCUUCUGUUGCAAGAAUCCAUUCGAUGACAAUUGAGGCUCCCAUCACUAAGGUAAUAAACAUCAUCAACGCGGCCCAGGAGAGCAGCCCGGUAACGGUCGCCGAGGCUCUGGACCGCGUGCUGGAGAUCCUGAGGACCACCGAGCUCUACUCCCCCCAGCUGGCCUCCAAAGAUGACGACCCCCACACCAACGACCUGGUCGGGGGGCUCAUGACCGACGGGCUGCGGAGACUCUCUGGGAAUGAAUAUGUUUUCAGUAAAAUGUGUUCAGGUUGUUGUGUCCAUGUGCUAGAUAUGAGCCAGAGCCAGCUGGCCAUCCCGGUAACGCUGAGCGACGUUCCUCCGUCCAUCGCCGAGAUGCUGAACGACGAGGAGCGCUGGGAGUUCAACAUCCUGGACCUGGAGGCAGCUACGCAUAAAAGACCGCUCACUUACCUCGGCUUGAAGAUUUUCACCAGUUUCGGAGUGUGUGACUUCCUGAACUGCUCCGAGGCGACGCUGCGCUCCUGGCUGCAGCUCAUGGAGGCCAACUAUCACUCCUCCAACUCCUACCACAACUCCACGCAUGCUGCAGACGUCCUGCACGCCACGGCCUACUUCCUGCGCAAGGAGAGAGUCAAGAGCAGCCUGGACCAGCUGGACGAGGUGGCGGCGCUGAUAGCCGCCACGGUCCACGACGUGGACCACCCGGGUCGGACCAACUCCUUCCUGUGCAACGCGGGCAGCGAGCUGGCCAUCCUCUACAACGACACGGCCGUGCUGGAGAGCCACCACGCCGCGCUCGCCUUCCAGCUCACCGUCCGCGACGGCAAGAGCAACGUCUUUAAGAACAUCGACAGGAAUCAGUUCCGAACGCUGCGCCAGGCCAUCAUCGACAUGGUGCUCGCCACUGAGAUGACCCGCCACUUUGAGCACGUCAGCAAGUUCGUCAACAGCAUCAACAAGCCAAUGGCCGCCAUCGAAGAAACCAGCACCAGUAGCACCAACAGCGACUGCGAGGGCCAGAGCAACAUCAGAAACUCUCCAGAGAACCGCCUGCUGAUAAAGCGGAUGCUAAUCAAGUGUGCAGAUGUGGCGAACCCCUGCAGGCCUCUGGAGCUCUGCAUCGAGUGGGCGGGCCGGAUCUCAGAGGAGUACUUCGCCCAGACGGAUGAGGAGAAGCGACAAGGGCUGCCCGUGGUGAUGCCCGUGUUUGACAGAAACACCUGCAGUGUGCCCAAAUCUCAGAUCUCCUUCAUAGACUACUUCAUCACAGAUAUGUUUGACGCCUGGGACGCCUUUGCCAGUCUCCCCAACCUGAUGGAGCAUUUGUCCGAGAACUACAAGUACUGGAAGAACCUGGACGACAUGAAGUGCAAGAGCCUGCGUCCUCCGCCGCCCUCCUGAUCUCCUGAUCUCCUGCUCUCCUGAUCUCCUGCUCUCCUGCUCUCCUGCUCUCCUGCUCUCCUGCUCUCCUGCUCUCCUCUCUAAAACAGUUAGUCAUUUCAGCCGCAGCGCUAAAGUAGCGCAUACGGCGAGGAAACGAGGCCAAUUUCCUGACUAAAAGGAACGAGGUCGCUGACUGAUGAGCACUGUGGCGCUGAUCUCGUCUUCAAUCCCGGACACUUUUAUCCUUCCUACUGAACACGGUGUUCCACCGCCAUGGGAAAAGAAAAAAACAAGUUUUUACCUGAUAGCCCGAAUGACUGUCAUCCGCCAUUUUGUUCUGGCGCCUCUUUGAAAAUGCAUGGGCCUCACGGCUUACCCGACAAUCCGUACCAAACAGUGUAACACGCCGAAAAUCUGCACUUUAGCAAAUCAAGACAUUUGAAUUUUGAGCUCCGUUUUGCUCUUUGCAAAAAAAAAAAAAUGUUUUUUAUUUUUUCUUUAAACCCUGUCAUUUUAUCUCUGAGUGUGGUUGCAAAAGAGCGACGAGAGCAAGAGGCGCUUGGCCGAAAGGUGAGCAUCUCUAGCGAUUGGGCUUCUUUGUAGAUGUGAGUUUGCAUCUCUAAAACUUCUGAUACAGACUUGUGAAGGUGCUCAGCUGGAAUUAUUCAUCCUUAAUAUCUAAAAAACAACAACAAAACAAAACAAAAAAACAUGUGUGUGGGACCAAACUGUAAGCAACCCCAGUAGCCCUGAGCAGGAAAAGUGUUGUAGGAAAGAUUCCAAGAACAGAUCUCUGGAGACGGCAGGGUGCGCCGAUAGUUCAGCCUCAUAGAUAAAACCUGACAACCAAGGGCUGUUCUGUGUGCUGCGGACGUUUUAAGAUCAUGUAGCCUGAAAAAAAAAAAAAUCGAAUCUGCAGCUUUAGCUUCUUUCCCGUCUUUAAUGUGUGUGAAAGCAGCCGAUGUGGACGAUGGAGAUGCUUUUACCGAACAGAAUGCACUGUACUGGGGUAAAUGUCGAACUUUUAGCUUUGCGACACAAACUGUAGAAAUGAACUGUGAGCAUCUCAGCGCAAAUUUUAUGUGGAUAAAACUUUUAUUUUAGUAGUUUGGGGAAGAAAUUGUCCUCACAGAGCAAAUUCAGUUGUUACACUGAGAACAUUCAGCCAUUUAUCUUCUGAUUUGUCACACAUCUUUAUAAACAAAUGUGACUCAGUCUGACCCAUUAGUUGUUAUCCAGUAAGAUCUCUGAAGCCAUAAACACGACCAAUGACAAUUCAGUUGAGUUUUUUUUAAAUAAAAAGACAAAAAAAGAAAGAAAACCUGAUCAAAUCACAGAUAUGGUAGUAUGCCCUCUGGUGGACAUAACAAAGAUUUGCACAUCAAACAAGCAGUUAAAUGUGAGCAAGAAAUCACUUCUUCUGUAAUUGUACAUUUAUUCAUAUAUGAUUUUUUUUUUUUUACAGAUACACAAAUUUUUUGGUCACUUUUAGUUGAAAAAGUAUGGCAACCACAAAAGCAGCCAGCAGGAGGAUAUUAUUGGUGAUCCUCUGAGCUGCAGCUACACACUGCAGAAUCAACCAAAGGCACAGAGAUUCCCUCAUAGGUGCCUUACAUCUCCCUUUUCUCCUCACACACUACAGCAUAGUCAUAGUAAUGGCUCCUCCUUUCUAUACAAAGUGAAUCACAAGAAAAGCCAUAAGUGUCGUCGGUGAUUUUUAGGAUAAAAGAAAACACAUCUGCGACGUUGUUUCGCGGUCUUCAGUCGUCCCGUCACAGCGGUCCUGGGUUUUACAUUAAAAGGUUGCAUUUUGUUGUUCGUUUUGCUCAUAGUGUCAAAUACCUUUAAAAAAACACACACAGACUCACACAACUUCGUCUAACAUCGCUGUAUUUAUUGUCACUUUACGGAUGAUCACUUCCUUACAAAAACGCCUUAAUCCUGUCGUGUGUCGCUGUUUGGUUGUGCUUUGCUUGUGCCACACUGUAAAACUACCUGAUGCGUCUGCUGUUCAUGUAAAUACUCAGCAUUUGCCUUGCUUCGCUUUUAAUGUUUCUUCUUAUUUAGUAAGGGGUGCAAGUGCAAAAUUCUUAUCUUAUCUAUCAGGUCAGUUUGCCAACUUAGCGACUUUGUUGCUAUAUUAAGUGACUUUUCAGACAAAAUUAAUUGGUGAAAAUUGGAAUCGGCAGGUCAGGCUAUGAAGGAUCGUUGAACGACCAGAAAGCUGCAGUCAGUGCUCCCCUGUUAUUCACAUUUCGGCUCGUCGUGUACAGAAAUACAGAGAGCUGAAACACGGUUCCAGCUCAGAUUAUUUCACGGUCAUGUGAGAACAUUUUUGCUAUCCUGUAACUAGAAAUUUUAGAGAGAGAGACAGAUUUAAAAUAUUUAAUAUUCACACUUCACACAGUCAUGCCUUUUCCGCUGAGCAGCAGCCGCUACUUGAAUGCAACAUGCAUUCUGUCUUUUAGCCCGGCAGAACCACAGACAGCUUCGCCUUCAGUGACGGCCGUGCCAACCCUGAGCUUUGCACCAUUUAUAGACGAAAUUGUCAUCAGAGAGAUAUAUAUAUGUAGAGUUGAGAAAAAUCUAUUUUUGUGAAAAUUAUUAUUAACAUUGUUAUUAUUGCCCAUGACAACUGUACUGUGUGUUUUUAAAGAUUUUACUGCCUCUUGCAUAAUAGUUUUAUGUUUUACGCUCCAGCUUCCUAAAUUCUGCCAUGUCUGAUUGUUUUCAAAGCUACGUGUAUUUUUCUCUCGCCACGUUAUGUCUUAUUUUUGACAUUUCUGUCAAACAAAAUAAAAGUAUUGUGAGAGAUGAAUAAAGCAUUAUUUAACUAUGAA
This is a messenger RNA of Poecilia reticulata (guppy), 5948 nucleotides long. RefSeq names its product phosphodiesterase 8B (gene pde8b). The record is from RefSeq and is a predicted model, not a curated record. NCBI's taxonomy places the organism in Eukaryota, Metazoa, Chordata, Actinopteri, Cyprinodontiformes, Poeciliidae. Gene Ontology annotation, molecular function: 3',5'-cyclic-nucleotide phosphodiesterase activity. Gene Ontology annotation, biological process: signal transduction.